This is a messenger RNA of Toxorhynchites rutilus septentrionalis, 1813 nucleotides long. Its product is annotated as D-beta-hydroxybutyrate dehydrogenase, mitochondrial. Lineage: Eukaryota; Metazoa; Arthropoda; Insecta; Diptera; Culicidae. The record is from RefSeq and is a predicted model, not a curated record. The coding region runs from base 273 to 1424 and encodes 383 amino acids. The transcript is spliced from 7 exons.
ACAAGCAUUGGUAGCAGUAGUGCAGAAUUUUCCCUCUCUCAGAGAAGAUCUCGCGAGUGCGCUUUUCGCGGACAGUGAUCUGUUCUUAUUUUUUUUGCAUUGCCGAUUCGGUGAAACGAAAGUGUGUUCUCGUUAAUCAAUCAUCGGUGAAUCUCGAACUGCUCGAAGUGAAAGUUUAUGCGAGCAGCGGCGUAAAUUGAACAGUCAGUGUUGAGGAAAAUUUUCGUCGAAGCAAAAUCAUCUCUGUCAACAGACACCGUGGAGUGAAGGAAAUGCAGAAUUCAAACAAGCAAGGAAGCCCAAAGCAACCGGCCGUGCGGAGGCGAAUGUCCCGCCAUGGUUCGGUUCUAAUUGAGACUACACCUCGGCAGAUUCCGUGGGACUUGAUCGAUCGACUGCUGGUUCCGAUCAUCUGUUGCCACGCCGCAUCGAUAGUCGUUUCCGGUGCGCUUAGCAUUCUUGGCAUCUACCAGCUGUCCGCGUUUGCAUUAUUCGUGUUCUUCUCCAUCAUAACCGUCAGCAUGGUGCUUGGUUUCCACAGUUUGAAGGUAUCGCCACUGGGAAAAGGUGUCCUCAUCACCGGCUGCGAAUCCCCGCUGGCCAGGGCACUGGCCAGAAAAUUGGACGACAUUGGCUUCACAGUGUUCGCUGGGUUCAGGAAUCUGGACGACAAUGCGGACGCCGGGAUGCUGAAAACGCUCUCCUCCGGUCGCCUGAAACCGAUCCAGCUGGACGUCACAUCGGAAGUGCAGAUGCUGGAAGCUUCUUUGUUCAUCACGGAGCACUUGCCAGAGGGAUCCGACGGACUGUGGGCGCUUGUACACUGCGACAUGUGGUGUGCGCUUGGCGAACUGGAGUGGAUCCCGUUCCCGGUAAUGCGAAAGUCGUUCGACAUUAACGUUCUCGGAGCAUCACGGCUUACCCAGAUUAUGCUGCCAUUGAUCCGUCGGGCAAAGGGACGUAUAGUGUUCCUUUCGUCCGCCAUUGCCCACAUCCCUUCGCCGGUGCGAGGAGUUCAGUGCGCUACCCAGGCUGCCGUGGAAGGGCUUGCCUCGUGCCUUAGGCAUGAGCUGAAAACACGAACCGUCGACGUAUCGAUUAUCUGCGCGGGAGAAUUCACCGCCGGAAAUGCUUGGCUCGAUGACCAGACCAUGCUCGAGCAGUCCAAAGCGAUGUGGGAACUGAUGAGCGACGAGCAGAAAAUUACCUACGGCGAGGAAUACUUCGAGCAAGCGAUCCGCUCGAUGGAGAGAUACAUUACGACGGAAUGCGACUUCCAUUCGACGAUUCGUGCACUAACCGACUCUAUUAUUCGUUCGUUCCCACUUUUCCGUUACACACCGUUAUCACGUUACGAAAAGUUGCAGACCAUCGUUGCCGAGCAUUUGCCGCGGCCAAUUUAUGAGCUUUUCUACAAAGUUUAAGUGUGUGUAAUUCUGUGUAUUCGUCGUUUGGAAGCUCAAUAGCAAAAGCUUCGAGCAAAACUACACAUAUUUAUUGCUGCCACAUAAGCUGAAGAUAAAAUAAAAUCAAUCGAAAACGUAAAAAAAAGAUUGAAAUAUUAUGUUUCUGUUUCUCGCAAACAAACUUUUUUAGCUUAUAGUUCAUUGUAUAAUUUUUUUGCUCAGAUAACUAUAAAUCGAUGGAUAGAUCAAGCUUCAACAUCUUCAAUAUGGAAGAAACUUUGCACAAGCUUCCAACAUGAUUAGUUCUCUCCGCAGUGAGGCCAAAUAUAAUUUCUAAAUAUCUAUGAAAAUGUAAUAUGUCUGUAAAUUUUUUUUCUUAAGGAGAAAUAACAUCUUAAUAAAUGAAA